Dreissena polymorpha is the source of this 983-nucleotide messenger RNA. Its product is annotated as endoglucanase-like. The coding region runs from base 175 to 687 and encodes 170 amino acids. The transcript has 4 exons. Lineage: Eukaryota; Metazoa; Mollusca; Bivalvia; Myida; Dreissenidae. The record is from RefSeq and is a predicted model, not a curated record.
UGUUGAGUUCAGCUGUUCAAGUAGACGACGGUACUCAUGUUUGGCACCGUGCGACACGGCAAUAAAAUAUUUUAACAUUACAUUCGUCUCUUUUCCAGGGAAAUCACGAAUACAAAUGGGAACGGAGAUGCGACGUUGGCGCCGACAAACCAGAAGUGCACCGGAAAUCCCCGGAUGUACAACGGUAAGCCAUGUGCCUCCACGACAAAAUACGCUGACGGCAGCAAGGGCGCCUGCGGCUGCGGGCCCUCCGAGAACAACGACCAGUUCGAAUGGAACCACAGCGGGUUCGUGGCUGCAGCCAAUCAGGCUCUGUUCGACGCCGGAGGCGUUACCUGGUGCGGUGGAUGGUGCGGAAAAUGCGUCAAGCUAACCACCACCGGUGGUUUCGUCGAUGGCCAGGGCCAGGCCACGGGCGAGGGUCAGUCGAAGGUGUUCAUGAUAACCAACCUCUGCUCUAACACGUACCCAACCCCGAGCUGGUGCAGUCAACACGCGAGUAACGGCGGGGUCAACCAGAAUGGAUACGGAGCGCACUUUAACCUCCAAGAUGGCGCCAAUCAGAUCUCCGGUAUGGGCUGGGAUAACCCGGAAGUGACGUGGGAACUGAUCGACUGUGACGCAGGCCACUUAGAUGAUUGGCGCACACCUAACAACGGGAUGUACAUGACGUGCCAGUGCGGAUAGACUUUUGAAGCGCGCUCGACUAUGCAAAUAAAGAUGUAAAACAGCAAUAUAAUUGUUUGCCAACAUCUGCUGAAUAAAUGUAGUAAUUGCUGGCGAUUUUUAAUGCUUCAAGGUGUUAGAACUUUAAUAUGACAUUUUGAAAUUCCGUCGUUUGUUCGCAUAAUACGUAUGGACAUGGUAUUCGGCAUCCAAUAGAUAACUUGAAGAAUCAUUUACCUAAUAAUUAAGGAUUCUUAGACAUACCACAUGUAUUUCCCUGAAUAUUUGCUAUUUUUUUAACAACCUAUUAAUAAAAA